AAGUCAUGCCUUCUCCUAGACGCGUCUAUUAUGGCCUCUUCAUGGGCUUAAUUCUGUUUUUGGCUUUCACUCUCUAUAUUAAUGUGCGCGAAGCCGAUAGAGCACCUGCAAAACGAAGUAACCAGCACACCUUGGAUCCCCUGUACGAGGAUAUCAGGAUUCUCUGCAUGAUACCCUAUAAUUAUAACGGCCCCGGCACUGCCAAGUACGUGAAACGCACCUGGGGAAGGCACUGCAAUGUCUUGCUAUUUGUGAGUGGGGACAUCGAUGGCGAGUUGGAACCCUAUGUGCCUGUGGUUAACUCCACUGAUACGUGGACUUUGGUCCAUCAGGGUCUGAUGCACGCCUCCCUUUCUUAUGCCGACAAAAUCGACUGGCUCCUCAGAGUCGAGCCCUCCAGCUUUGUAGUCGUGGAGAAUCUGCGGUAUAUGAUAAGCAAAUGGAAAUAUCAACCCAGUCAACCGAUUUAUUUUGGCUACCUUCUCGAGAAUAUUGUUACACAUGAGCCCUUUGCCCACCAUCAUAGUGGGUAUGUGAUAAGUCGCGAGGCCUUAAGACGAUAUACAGAGGCGUCGAAGGAUCCUGAGAACAAGGAGUGCACUCAUUGGGCGGGAUAUGUUGAGGGUCUGGAUAUACAUCGGUGCAUGAGUUUUGCUAACGUAACGGUAGCAGAAAGUCGGGACGAAUUUGAGCACGAGACAUUCCUACCCGUUACAGUGGACUACCAGUUCUUAGUGGGCUAUGAUACCAUACCCUGGCUGCGUAACUUAACUUAUCACAAAAGCACAGAGAAAUCAGUUCCCAUAUCCACCCGCGCCAUUUGCUUUCUCGUAGAAUAUCCGCCAGAAAUGUACGAUUACUACUAUUUUGUUUAUCGAGCGAAAAUCUUUGGCACCCCAGUCCCAACCUCCAUUGACUUUGGGCCGUAAUAAAAGGCUCACCUCUGGCAGCUGUCGACGAACUUCCUUCCUGAUGUUUCAAUUACUGGAAGGCAGAGGGCCCAGGUUACUCCUAGUAUCCAUGCCAUCCAAAGUAACCCACAUAUCAUGUACAUCACAUAACUCAUCUCACAUGUGGGAAAAAGGGGAGGAUAAACGUGUUCAUCAAUGAAUCUGUCGUCUGGCCUGGAGUCUCAUUUUCCCAAUGCCCUUUGUCUGUGCAAAAUUACUUCCGUUUUUCU
Messenger RNA from Drosophila erecta, 1180 nucleotides. RefSeq names its product glycoprotein-N-acetylgalactosamine 3-beta-galactosyltransferase 1. Gene Ontology annotation, molecular function: N-acetylgalactosaminide beta-1,3-galactosyltransferase activity. The coding region runs from base 6 to 929 and encodes 307 amino acids. The transcript has 4 exons. NCBI's taxonomy places the organism in Eukaryota, Metazoa, Arthropoda, Insecta, Diptera, Drosophilidae. The record is from RefSeq and is a predicted model, not a curated record.